Molecule: messenger RNA, 3915 nt
Organism: Equus quagga
Lineage: Eukaryota; Metazoa; Chordata; Mammalia; Perissodactyla; Equidae
Gene: KPNA1
Product: karyopherin subunit alpha 1
Exons: 14
Coding region: 152-1768 (538 amino acids)
Biological process (GO): NLS-bearing protein import into nucleus; postsynapse to nucleus signaling pathway
Cellular component (GO): nucleoplasm; cytoplasm; nucleus
Molecular function (GO): nuclear import signal receptor activity; protein binding
Source: RefSeq, a predicted model, not a curated record
CGCGGCGGCGGAGAGCGAGGCCUGCUGAGCACCGCUGAGGCGCGGGGCCGCUCUUCGAGGCUGCGCGCGGGAGGGCUACGGCGGGCAGGCGAGCGAGCCAGCGGCUGCCUCCAGCAGUGGCACCGGGAUCGGUUGCCUUGAGUCGGAAAUCAUGAGUACCCCAGGAAAAGAGAACUUUCGCCUGAAAAGUUACAAAAAUAAGUCCUUGAAUCCUGAUGAGAUGCGCAGAAGGAGAGAGGAAGAAGGACUGCAGUUACGCAAGCAGAAAAGAGAAGAGCAGUUAUUCAAACGAAGAAAUGUUGCUACAGCAGAAGAAGAAACAGAAGAAGAAGUUAUGUCAGAUGGAGGUUUCCAUGAGGCUCAGAUUAAUAACAUGGAGAUGGCACCAGGUGGUGUUAUUACUUCUGACAUGAUUGAAAUGAUAUUUUCCAAUAUCCCAGAGCAACAGCUUUCAGCAACACAGAAAUUCAGAAAACUGCUUUCAAAAGAACCUAAUCCUCCUAUUGAUGAAGUCAUCAGCACACCAGGAGUAGUGGCCAGGUUUGUGGAGUUCCUCAAACGAAAAGAGAAUUGUACACUCCAGUUUGAAUCAGCUUGGGUACUGACAAAUAUUGCUUCAGGAAAUUCUCUUCAGACCCGGAUUGUGAUUCAGGCGGGAGCUGUGCCUAUCUUCAUAGAGUUGCUCAGCUCAGAGUUUGAAGAUGUCCAGGAGCAGGCAGUCUGGGCUCUUGGCAACAUUGCUGGAGAUAGUACCAUGUGCAGGGACUAUGUCUUAGACUGCAACAUUCUUCCCCCUCUUUUGCAGUUAUUUUCAAAGCAGAACCGCCUGACCAUGACUCGGAAUGCAGUAUGGGCUUUGUCUAAUCUCUGUAGAGGGAAAAGUCCACCUCCAGAAUUUGCAAAGGUUUCCCCCUGUCUGAAUGUGCUUUCCUGGUUGCUGUUUGUCAGUGACACUGAUGUACUUGCUGAUGCCUGCUGGGCUCUCUCAUAUCUGUCUGAUGGACCUAAUGAUAAAAUUCAAGCAGUCAUUGAUGCAGGAGUGUGUAGGAGACUUGUGGAGCUGCUGAUGCAUAAUGAUUAUAAAGUGGUUUCUCCUGCUCUGCGGGCUGUGGGAAACAUUGUCACAGGGGAUGAUAUUCAGACACAGGUAAUUUUGAAUUGCUCAGCUCUGCAGAGUUUAUUGCAUUUGCUGAGUAGUCCAAAGGAAUCUAUCAAAAAGGAAGCAUGUUGGACAAUAUCUAAUAUCACAGCUGGAAAUAGGGCACAGAUCCAGACUGUGAUAGAUGCCAACAUUUUUCCAGCCCUCAUUAGUAUAUUACAAACUGCUGAGUUUCGGACAAGGAAGGAAGCAGCUUGGGCCAUCACAAAUGCAACUUCUGGAGGAUCAGCUGAACAGAUUAAGUACCUCGUAGAACUAGGCUGUAUCAAGCCACUCUGUGAUCUCCUCACAGUCAUGGACUCUAAGAUUGUACAGGUUGCCCUAAAUGGCUUGGAAAAUAUCCUGAGGCUUGGAGAACAAGAAGCCAAAAGGAACGGCACUGGCAUUAACCCUUACUGUGCUUUGAUUGAAGAAGCUUAUGGUCUGGAUAAAAUUGAAUUCUUACAGAGUCAUGAAAACCAGGAGAUCUACCAGAAGGCCUUUGAUCUUAUUGAGCAUUACUUCGGGACCGAGGAUGAGGACAGCAGCAUCGCACCCCAGGUUGACCUUAGCCAGCAGCAGUACAUCUUCCAGCAGUGUGAGGCUCCUAUGGAAGGUUUCCAGCUUUGAAGCAAUACUCUGCUUUCAUGUUCCUGUGUCAGACAAGGCUACCCAGUCAAGUCCUCUUGUGGAGCCCACAGUCCUCAUGGAGCUAACUUCUCAAAUGUUUUCCAUAAUACUGUUUGCGCUCAUUUGCUUGCCUUGCGCACCUGCUCUCUUAUACACCUCUGGAAAACCUCUGGCUCUCUGUGGUGGAAUACCCUUCUAAUAAAAGGGUAACCAGAACGGCCCACUCUCUUAUGGAAAAUCCCUAGGCUUUUGGAGAUCUGCACUUAUAUAUUAUAAGAGUCAUGGGAAUAUACACAUAUUAAUGUGGCUCCCUUUUUUUGUGGGGGAAGAAAGAGGACUCCUCCUUAUUCCCUUUAAAGUGGGGAAAAACACUGACAUUAAAAGAUGAGACUAAACCUUUAUCUUGAAUUUCACACAACUCUUGCAACAAGGGAGAUGUUUAGACUUGUUGUGUAUACUUCAGAGUACUUUUCAUGAGUUCUUCCACAGUGAACCCUUGGAUUACCUGGUGGCUUUUUCUAGCCAAAUUUGCAUUAAUCCUUACUGAGAUUGGAGGUUCUCUCUCUUUUAUUGGCGCCAUUCUUCACAGAUACUAAAGUUAAACCAUCUGCUCCCUCACCUUCAGCCUUCAAUGAAUGUGCUUUCUAGUUGUCAGGAAUGCUGAAGAAUUAACACUGACUCUUAAAUGUGAUACUGGUUUGAAGAUUCUCUUAGAGCAGAAAGGAGAGGGGCACAUAUUAAUUUGUAUGGCUACUGCUUCUCUUUGGUCUUACGUGUCUUAGGAUUUGGAAGUGGUUCAACUCUAAUGCUGGUAUGAAGAUUUAGAAUCCUUAGUAAUUGAAACCAUAUCUUUUAAUUCAAUAAAAAAGUGAAAAACAGCAAAAAAAACUCCUCCAAUUUUCACAAACUCAACCAGUGUGACUAGAGGCUGUGUUUCUGCAUUAAAACAAUGUUUCAGGCUUUGUGGUCCUGAUCAAGGUCCUCAUUAAAUUGAAAGUUCACCCUAGGUGCUUUUCCCCUGACUGGCAGAUCACACGUACUUUUAAAGGUUACUUAGGGAAUUAUUUUCUUCGUCCAGUGCAGCUUGAUUCUAAUGUAGUCAUGCUGCAUAUAUGAUCCCUUUAAUGUAGCAUCCUUAUCUUAAACAAAUAACCAUCUUUUCAACAUGACUUGUUUAACCCAAAUAAGGGCAGUGAUCUUUCCUUAUAACCUCAUUGUUCCCUAAUCAUUUCAUUUCAUCUCCUAUUAGUACUGCCCAGUCAACUCCCUCCCAUAAAUAAAAGCAGUUUCUACCUUCUGCCUCAUUUAAUGAUGACUGCAAUCUGUACCUGCAAAUGGCGCUUCCAGAACUGUCUUCAGUGAUCCACAUUUGUGCUUGGACUGGGAUGAAAGAAUAAGCUUAAUUGCCAAGAGAACUGCAACUGAGUUCAAUACGACUUCUUGGUGCUAGUUGGCCAUCUUGACUCAAUGUUGGGACACAGUAUCAGAGAAGAUUUUUUGUUGAUGUGCUGUUCAAAAUGAAUUCUGAAGGAAAAGUUGCUCACUUCUGUUUCAGAGAAUACCCUUUUAACCUCUUUAAUCUUGUCCUCUUCUAGAAUUUAUUAUAACCCCAAAGUGUAACUAUUUGGAAGUUCCCCUGACGAGCUAUUAUACAUCUCUGGUAAAUCCUGCUGAAUGAUAGGGAUAUUCAGAGCUUUCAUACCUCAUCAUGUUAUUUAAGCAGCCAACUUAUGUGACCUGAUUUAAACUUUAAAAAAUCCACUUCAUUCAAAGUAGAAAGAUACAAAGACAAAGGACAUUUAUCAGCCAAGCGUGUGACGCAUUCUUCACAUCUAAUCUGUAGUUGUGUCUGUGCUCUGGAUGGGUACCGUCUGAUGUCUGUCUGUUACUGAUGGAGCAGUCCCUGCAAAACUAGGCAACUCCCAUCUAUAAUUGUUACUUUUUCUAGUGCUGCUUUGUGCUGAAAGAACAUUUUAGUUUACUGCACUUGACCUGUAAAAGACUUUGAUUCUUUGUAAUUUUAGGGACAAAUUAGGUGGUUAAUUUAAAGAAAAACUUUCAAUGUUGCCUUUACAUCACAUUAAAAUAUAACUUCUUUCAGAAGGGUAAUAGAAGCACUGAUUCAUAGUAAAAAUCUUGUUUUUAGC